Macrobrachium nipponense is the source of this 1405-nucleotide messenger RNA. RefSeq lists its product as uncharacterized. The transcript is spliced from 2 exons. Bases 190 to 1224 code for a protein of 344 amino acids. The record is from RefSeq and is a predicted model, not a curated record. NCBI's taxonomy places the organism in Eukaryota, Metazoa, Arthropoda, Malacostraca, Decapoda, Palaemonidae.
CACUAACUGCCUUGUCUCCGAAGGCAGCAAAACUUAAUCAAACAUAGCGUCUCCUGCAGACCCCAUCAAUUCAGUCCUACUUGGAGCGAAUAUCCGUUCCCUAACUUAAUUCUAAGUAAUCCAAUUGCUAAAUCCAAAAUCUACUGAACUGCCGCUUACAAACGCAAACUCAACAACGCUGCUACAACGAUGUUCAGGGAUCAACAACACCAGACAGAAUGUGACCCACACGCCCUUGGGGAUCUGCACUAUCCAAUUUCACAGACGGAAGACGCUUUCUGUUCUUUCCCUCUCUUAGAUGAGACAUCUUUCUGUGACCCCCAAGAAGCGAAUGCACUUGCAAGCGACCUGAAUUCAUUAUGCAAUAACCUUUCCUUCCAAGACAUCAUGGAAGAAACUGGAUUCGACGUCGACUCUGACUCCCUCGACUCUUUGGUCGACAGCUUUUUCAGAGAAACGACAGAAACCCAGAGGUUCGAGUUGAGUGAUCCUCCACCCUUGGAAAACUCGUGGCAAUCGCCAGUCAUGGAACCAGCAGCUACGGAUCUGCAAGAAGGAUUUCGGUGUCAAAGCAAACGCUACCAUCAUGUGUGCAACUAUACUACCACCCUCACAUCUACAGUUUCAACGCAAAGUGGAGCAACUCCAAGUCUCACGAGCAAUUCACAUUGGCAGCCUGACGAAACGUUGCCCCUGCAGUGGCCAGGAAAUAACGACACAGAAACUCACAAAACCCAAAGACGGACAAACAGUCAUAAUGGAUGCAGGAUCCCAGGGAUGACCACCAUUAUAGAUCCCUGGACAACCAACGACCAAUACUCUGAAGGGAGCGAUAUCAGUAAUCCUUUUGAUUUAGUGCAGACAAGCUAUGCGUAUAGCAAUAUGACCUCAGCGCAAGAGUCUUUGCUUGAAGAACCCAACAGACGUCCUGGACAGCACAGAAGCUCCCGCGUGUACCUUCCAGAAGGAGAGCAGAAGCUCAACCACAUACGAAAACUUGCCAACAUCAGAGCGAAGGAACAUAAUGCAAGAAAGAAGAAUGAGCGAUUGACCUUGCAAGGGGAACUGCAAAGAGAGGAGAAGAGGAAUCAGCUGCUGCUUCAGCAGCAACAGCAGCUCUUACAGGAACGCCAUAUGUGGAUAGCCAAGAUGAAGCUCCAAAGGAACCCCAAUCAGUCCACUUCUAUAACAGCACAAAAUGAUGCUGCUGUUUCUCAGUGGUAAAUAACAAUGAAUGAACCUCCUCUUCGUCCUCACCGCGACAUCAAAGUCUAUAUCAGGGAAUGAAUUGUAUUUAAAGUAUGUGAUUUUUAUCUUCACAGUCGUUUAAUAUAUUACCUACAUAAAAAUAUAUUUUCCUAUAAAAUCUAAUAAAAUGAUGAUAACCAAAAUGCUUAACAUCAUU